Globicephala melas (long-finned pilot whale) is the source of this 4175-nucleotide messenger RNA. It is a transcript of the gene SYCP2L, whose product is annotated as synaptonemal complex protein 2 like. The record is from RefSeq and is a predicted model, not a curated record. Gene Ontology annotation, cellular component: lateral element; condensed chromosome, centromeric region. Gene Ontology annotation, biological process: meiotic nuclear division; mitotic G1 phase. Lineage: Eukaryota; Metazoa; Chordata; Mammalia; Artiodactyla; Delphinidae.
GCACUGAGGACCUUGAACUUCCUUCUGCAAGGUGUACCUCGGGAGGAGAGAAAACAACUUGUCUUGUCGGAAGGCUCGUGUCGUCUUAUGUGUCAAACUAUGUAUAAAAAAGAAAAGAAAAAGAAAAAGAGGGUAUGCAUCCUCACAGGCUGGUGAGGUGACUGUAAAAUUCCAGGAUCUUAGCAUUUGAUGAAGCCUCAGAGAUCAUCAAAUUAUAAUUCACUUUACAGAGGGAGAAAUAGAACCUCAGAAUGUAUAGUAGCUCUAGCUUCUUUGUAAAAAGUAUAUGUAAGUCAUUAAUAUAUAAACUUGACAGUUUUUCCAAAAAAUAUAUUUGUGACAUUGAGGAAAUUUUGACAAUGAAUUUGAAAUACUUUCAAAGGUGUACAUCUUGGAUUAAAAUUUUAAUGCCAAUAUAGUAGAGUUUUACUUAUGUUCAUCUCAGUAAAAUGAAAUUUAUCUAAAUGUUUCAGGAAAGACCUUGCAAGGACAAUCUUGACUGUGGGUGGUAAGAAGUAUUAAAAAUUUUAAAUGUUAGAAUGUUAAAUAUUGGACAUUGGGGGUUUUAUGGGCAUCUUGGAACUAUGGGGAAUAAGUUUCGGUCAAAUUAAAAAUAGAAGUUAGGAUUUUUAUAUUUAAUUUAUGAUGAAAGAGUUAAGCAUGCUAACUCCAUAAAGAAUAAUUAAUGAAUAUUCCUUUACUCACCAAUGAGCGUAGUCAAAUUUGAUCCUUUUUCCACAUUUGCUUCAAAUCCUUUUUUAAAUAAAUCAGAGUUACAGGUAAAGCCCCUGUGUCCAGAUCCCCAUCCAAUUCCCCUCGCCAUUCGUAGAGGUGAUCCUUUGACUUGGAUUUGUUUUUCAUUUCCAAGAAUAUUUUUGUACUUUUAUGCUGUGUAUUCACAAGCAACAUACGUUAUUGUUUUUGCAAAUUUAAGUUUGUGUAUCCAGCUGCAACCUGCUUUUUACCUUUAAAAUUGUUUGAAAUCUAAACAUGUCGAUAUGUGUAGUUUUGUUUAUCUGCUGUGAAAUACUACAGUUUCUUAGGAUUUUAUUUUUAUAGAUGUAUUUAAGGCUGGAUAAAGCUGCUUUUUAAACAAUUGAGGUAUAGUUGAUGUAUACUGUUAUAUAAGUUACAGGUGUACAAUAUAGUGAUUCACAAUUUUUAAAGGUUAUACUCAGUUUACAGUUAUUAUAAAAUGUUUGCUGUAUUCCCCAUGUUGUACAAUAUAUCCUUGUAGCUUAUUUUAUGCCUAAUACUUUGUGCCUCUUACUCCCCUACUUCUAUCUUGCCCCUCCCCGCUAGGGGUAACCACUAGUUUGUUCUAUCAGUGAGUCUUGGACAAAGUUGCUUUUGAUGAAUGUUUUAAUAUAUCUAAAAUAUAAAUUGCAGAAAUAUCAUUUUUUAAAAAUUUGUUGUAUACUGACCUAUCAUUUGGAUUUCCCCCUACUAUUUCUUACAGAUGAAUUUAAAUGUUUGUAAUUGCUCCAGGAUAUGUCUUUCUGCUUAUAACUAUAAGACACAAUCUAGUCUUCUAAGAUGGACCUUCUUAGAGCAAAUGCUGACCUGUGGAACUCAGUUUUUCUUUUGCUCUGUGCCCAGAAUUAUUCAUGUCUGCCGUAUGUUUAAUCUCUAGAUUAUGACCAGCAGGUGGCUCUUUGUGAAGCAUUGUGUAGACUGACCAUGAAAAAAUCAAGGGAAGACUUUGUCCAUCAGUGGUUUGAAGAUGAUACCAUUGCUGAGGCUUUCAAAGAAAUUAAAGAUCGAGAAUUUGAGACGGAUUGUAGACGGUUUCUCAAUCACCUAAAUGACAGACUUGGUGACCAAAGAAGGGUCUAUUCAUUUCCAUGCAUUGCUGCUUUUGCUGAUGAUUUUGAGAUGAGAAAACCUGCAGAUGAAAAAUUAGAGAAAUUUUGGAUUGAUUUCAACCUAGGAACUCAGAGUGUAACUUUUUAUAUAAACAAUCCUGAGAGCGCUUUAUGGGACUCAGUAAGACUUUUGAAGGAAGCAGCGAUUAAUUUCAGCAUAAUAGAAACUGAGAUGAAGAUGCUCAAAAUUUACCUGAAGAAGCCUAUUAAUAUCAGAAACAAAGAAGUGAUGAAAAUAGAAAUUCAUUUUGAAUUGCAAUUCAACAUAGCACAAGCUUCCAUUAAAGCUUUAGGAGAUGACAAACAGGUGAGGCCUGACCAGACGAAAAUCUCCUCAGACCGUUCUGGUGAGUUUGAGAAAGAAGACACUGAGAUUCCUAGCAGCCACGAAAGAGAGACAGACCAAGCAAAGGAAUCUACCGAGCUGGCAGAGUUAACCAGUGCUGAAGAUAACAAUUGCCCAACAACUCUCCCCUUAAAUAACCCGUCUGAGCCUACUCAAACAAAUACAGCUGAUAACUCACCUGAAAAAUCGAAACUGGAUGAUACACAAAAAGUUACUUCAAAACUCGAAUAUUCUUUAGAUUUACAAGAACCACCAGCAAAAAUGCAGGUUCCUGAAUUAAAUGAUACAUCUAGGGAAGAGUCUGCUUUGGAGGGUGACAGAAAGCAAGAAACAAGGAUGUCGUCUAAUUAUAGGAAACACCUCUUCUCGGAGAGUAACGAAGACUCAAGUACUAGUGCCAGUGAACUGUCUUGGACCAGUAACCAAAAAAGGAAAUCCCUAAAGUCAUAUACUAAUAGAAAAAAGAUAAGAACCAGAAGUAACAUAAAAACCUUGCCACUUUUCCCCCUCAGUAGUGGCAGUGACCUUGAGAAAGAUGAAGCUAAAAUUCUAACACCAUUACGGAAAGAUACCUCUAGGCAAAAUAAUGUCACACCUCCAAAAAUUUCUGGAACGGAAUUUCAGAGUAGUUCUGCCUUUUUAACUCCUGAAGAUUCUGCCCAGAAGAUAGAACUUCAAAGUCCCCCCGCACCGAGCGAUCUCUCUUCCUUGGAGCACUCAGAUGUUGAGGAAAAUGUAUCUGAGACUGUGACCCAAGAGUCAUUGGUGAAAAGUACUGGCUUCAAACAUAAACUGCAAAACUUGGAAGACAGAGACAGAACAGAUGGUCAUUUCGCUAAGGGGAAACAGUCGCGAUUGGAAGAAGGUGAUGCUCCAGGAUGCCUUUCCUCAGUGGCAGAAGAAACGGACUUGGCAGAAGGCAUUUCUACCUCAUCCUUAAAAGUUAUUCCAGAGAACUUGAAAGGUUCUGCAAUGAUCACCACCUUUGAAAACUUCACUAGAGAACUGAAAAGAAAAUACGAGCUUAGGUACAGAAGGAGCCCACUUUAUUCAGAAACUGCAAAGCAAGCACCAGACUGCCUAACAAAACUUUUAAACCAGAUACAUCUGUGCAGACUGAAUAAACUAGAACAGUUUCACACUUUAGUUCUUCAAGAGCUGAGCAAUCUUGAGAAGGAUAUUGGGGGUCUGCAACGCCUUGAGGAGGAUGUUCUGGAAUUUUGGGGGAAACAGUCUGAUGAUCUGAAAUCAUUCUGUGAACUGCAGCUGCUGAGUCUGAGCCAUGGGAAGGAGAUAAAUCUACCUCAAGCCACAGAAGCGGUGCCUUAAUGCUCUGUGCUCAUUCACUCCAAACGGAAUUCCUGAGACCAGUCAAGUUGGAAUAGUCUGUAAUAUGUUGGUAGUUUGUCCAUUUGUUUACAAAGGUUAAGCUUUUGUAUUAAAAUUUCGUCAGAAAAUAGGAAAUUCAGGAUGUUUAGCAACUUGGAGUGAUUUGCUUUUUUUUUUUUUUUUUUUAAUGAUUUUUUAAAGGAAAAUUGAUUUUUGAGAAGUGUCUUCAAGUUAUUUGGGGGCAGGGAAACCUCAGCAUCUGUAUAUAUACUACUUAGUAUAUCUCUUUAAGGGAGGGUUUACUUUUAUUUUCAUAGCUCAGAUGAAAAUGGUGUUGUAUUUUGAAAUAGUUACUCUUUCAUUUGAUCUGCAAAUGUUCUAGUUUCUGUAGAACUUUAACAAAACUGCCAGCUUUAGAAGAGGAGAAAUAUUCAUCUUUCAGUAAUUACUAAAUGCUCUAAUAAAGUCUGGUGCAUGAAGUUGUAUAUACAGUUGAGUGAAUUUAUUUUAGGAAAAUGAAACCUACAUAAGUUCAGGCCAUCUGCAAAGUAACUUUGCUCAUGAUUGGAUAAGUACAAUUAAAGACUGUAGACUGAAAACCAGCUUAUACCUUAUAUAAUUAAGUUACAUAAUAU